UUCUGGUGGUGUGAUUGGGUAAGUGGGAGGGUUCAAUAUUUCUGAAUUCAUGUCACUUGACUUGUAGUUUGUAAGUGAAAUGUCUAAUUUCUGAACCCGUAUAAGUGUCCUCAUCACUUCAACUGCCACAAUGGGCUCCGUCCUGAGCAAGGCUCCUGUGCGGGCAUCUACCACAACAUCAACGACCACCAAGGGUGUCUACGCUCCGUCACCCCCCUCCAACUCGCGCGCGGUGGUCCCUGGAUCCUCCGACGAGCAGUUGGACUUCGAAGAGGAGCUGGAAGCCAAGAGAGAGGAGGAAAUUGCAGAGAAGCAGAAGGCGGCGGUGGCACACGUCGUUGAGAACCUCUUCCCGUAUGCACCUGUGACAGUACAGACGCAAAAGUAUCCGAGUACGAGCCCAAAAGCAGGCCAGUCUUACCUCUGGAUCACAGUUGAUGAGGCUGAAAUCAAGCGAAGAGGAGGUGGAGAGAGUGCCAUACGCUAUCCUGUGGGCGCAGCAGUCGAUAAAAACGGCAAUGUGUUUGUAUCGGAAGCAGGGAGCACGCCAAAAGCCAACUCAAAAGAUUCUACCACUCCGUACAAAAUUUCAGCAGAAAACAUCAUGAACUUUGUGACGAACAAGAAUCCUCCACCAAUGUUGAAACCGCCAAGACUGGUAGAAGCGCAGCAAACAGAGCUGGUUGUGAAAUGGAAGAAGUCGACGGACUCAACUGUUGAUCGCUAUGAAGUGCAAUACCGUCGUUCUGAUAGCCCAUACAAUGCAUGGGCAGGGCUAGCCGUAGUCACAGCCUGGAAACACGUCAGCUUGAGCGGUGUGAAGUGCCAUACCCCGUUUGAGUUCCGGGUCCGUGCACGAAAUCCUGGAGGAUGGAAUGAUUACAGUGAUGCAAGUGAGGUUUUCUGGACGCUGCCUGGUCCUCCAGACGUUCCUCGACAACCUAUAGCUGGUACUGUUUCCAAUACGUAUGCAAGUAUCUUUUGGUUUCCUGUCAAAGCCAAUGGAGCUCCACCAGUUAUUUAUUCUCUUGAGAUGAGAGAAAGUGGUGGGGGCCAACAAUCGUCUUUUCUUCAGGUAUAUGAGGGAACUGGAACUGGGUUUGUUGUUGGCGGACUCACUCCAAAAACAACGUACACGUUUCGUAUUCAGGCGUCCAAUAGUGUUGGAGCUACUGGGUUUGUUGAAAGUAAACUUGUCAAAACAAUGGCUUACGGUAAGCCGGAAAUUGUGGAACUUACGAGUGCAGAGAAAACUGCAGCGUAUGAUCGUUGGGUGCAAUGCUGGGAUCCCAAAACAGAGCAAGUGUUUUACUUUAAUAAAUUUACAAGCCAGCGGGUAAUUGAGGAACCACCGGAGCUUGCUGUUGUAAGAGAGGAGAAGGGUCUUAUAAAUAUUGAAGAAACACCAGAAAUGGUAUUCAGGCGCAAGCGAUUUCGUUUUCACCGUGAAAUCCGCCAAAGUAUGCAGGGUCUUAACUUUGGCAGCAUUAUGAAGAUUGAGCUCCAGCGCGAGUCUAUGUUUGAAGGAACAAUGAAGUACUUCCAGUCUCUCAAGAAGGCUGAUCUGGUUGCCAAACCUAAGAUUUCAUUUGAAAAUGAACCAGGAAUUGACUCGGGUGGACUGUCAAAGGACUGGUUUCUGCAAGUGUCGAAGAUGGCUACCCACAAAGAUCGAAGGUUGUUUAAAGUGUGCGAUGAAGGACUAUUUACAGUUGAUAUCUCGUCGUCGGAAGUCCCAAACUUUGCCCAGCAGUAUAAGUUUCUGGGUAAAUUCAUUGCAAAGGCGAUAUUUGACAGACAAACGCUGGAUUUGCCUUUAUGCAACGUAUUUUACAAGCACUUACUGCUAAUACCUACAGGAAUGGAUGAUCUUCAACAAAUGGAUUCACAGUAUCAUAAAUCGUUGGUAUGGAUGCUUGAAAACGACAUUGAAAACGUGAUCGAUGAGACCUUCAGUGUGGAGAUGGAAGGUGGAAAGAAGCCUGCCAUCGUGGAUCUAAAGGAGAACGGCAGGGAUACUCCAGUUACUGACGUCAACAAGCAAGAGUACGUGGAUCUGGUGGUGCAGUGGCGUACACAGUUUGGUGCUCAAGCGCAAAUGGAUGCUUUAGUUCAGGGUUUCACCACCCUCAUUCCUCUGUCCGCUAUCAAAACCUUCGAUUUGGUGGAGUUAAAACUGCUAGUGAACGGGAAACCAACGAUUGAUGUAGAAGAGCUCCGCUCCUGUACUGUCUUCCAAGGUGGCUUCGAUGAGCACUCACAAGUUGUACUCUGGCUAUGGCAGGCUUUGCGUGAAUUCACAAUCGAAUUACGUGGCCAGUUUCUAAAAUUUAUGACAGGUACGAACAAGAUUCCGCUCGAUGGCUUUGAGCCUCCGUUAAACUUGACCAAGUCAGACCUUGACCCCCAGGCACUGCCACGAACGCAUACAUGUUUCAAUCAACUCGUACUUCCUGAAUAUACUAGCUACGAAACACUUGUCGAGAAGGUUACGUUUGCAAUCAACAAUGCUGAAGGCUUUGAGCUUUCUUAAAGUCACCAAUGACACGAAAAAAACGCUUUGGAUUGCCACUUAUGUGUCUUACAAACCGUCUGUACAAGUUUGGGUUGCACCAGUUAGCUAAAGUCGAUUCCCUGGGCAAGCGGAAGCUCCUUGCUAUAGUUAAUGGUGCACGUCGAACGACGCAUGUACUGUUUCCAUGCGUCACUACCAGACUCGCGACCACCACCAGUCUCCUUCUCGCCACCGAAAGCUCCACCAAUCUCAGCACCGCUAGGUCCGAUGUUGAUGUUCACAAUGCCACAGUCCGAUCCCAGAGGUCCUGUCCACUUGAAAAUUGCUGCCUGGUUCUUCGUGAACAGAGACGACGACAAGCCUUGUGGAACAGCGUUGUUCUUCUCGAUCGCCUCCUCAAGAGUCUUGAACUUCAGCGCAUACAGGAUUGGUGCAAAAAUUUCCUUCUGGACGAUCUCAGCAUCGUGGGCGAUGGAAACGAUAGUCGGCUCCACGAAGUGGCCCUCGCCUUCGAUCUUCUUGCCACCAGUCAGAAUCUGCACAACAAACAAGGAAUGUUGUUAGAACACAUUUCAACACACCAACAAUACUGAUGCACACACCU
Molecule: messenger RNA, 3119 nt
Organism: Phytophthora nicotianae INRA-310
Lineage: Eukaryota; Oomycota; Peronosporomycetes; Peronosporales; Peronosporaceae
Exons: 2
Coding region: 131-2533 (800 amino acids)
Biological process (GO): proteasome-mediated ubiquitin-dependent protein catabolic process; protein polyubiquitination; positive regulation of protein catabolic process
Molecular function (GO): ubiquitin-protein transferase activity; protein binding
Source: RefSeq, a predicted model, not a curated record